AUCAUAAUAUCAUAUAUUUAUAUAUGUUUUUCCUAUGUAAUUUUACCAACUUAUUUAAAAAAUUUAUUAAAUAGUUUUUAAUUAAAUGACUCGUUAAACAAAUGAAUAACUCGGCUGCAAACAGUGCAAACGUUCCUGAUAUCAUAGCUGAAUGGGACACCGACUCAGACUCUGAGACUAUUAUAUUGAGCGAUUUGCUGAUUGAAAAUUCCACUGAUAUCAGUGGCAACACAGACUUACAAUACCAAGAUCAAAGUAUGGACGGUGAUGAUGACAGUUAUGAACAGAGCGUCAUAGAUACUAGUAACAACAGCAGUGAAUCUGAGGACGAUGUUGUCAACGGAACACCAGACAGAUGCCAUGUCUCUAACCCUUGGAAUCAUUCUGCAAAAAAUAAACAUAUAGUGAUAACGUAUACUAAUGUUGAAAAUGAUGAACUUGAAGUGCUACAAGAGUUGGUAGAUAUGUUUAAAUUAAAUGCACAUGUAGCAUGGAGUGAUAGUGUUACACAUUUAAUUGUGAAAACUCUUCCUAAUGGCAGAUGCAUUCGAACUAAAAAAUUUAUAAACGCAUUAUUAUUAAACUGUUUUAUUAUUAGUUUGGAUUGGGCCAAAGAUUGUAUAAACUCAAAGACGUUACUACCAGAAGUAGAUUAUAUACCACUUGAGUUUUGUGGUGAACCAUCUCCAUUGGUGUCUUGGCGUGUCGGACGAGGAAUUAUUAAUUCACCAAUGGAAUGGACUAAAAAUUGCAUUUUAUAUCUUCAUAGCUCAAUUGAAUUCAAUGAGUCAUAUACAGAUAUAAUAGUAAUAUUUUUAAUUAUUUUAGUUGUUUUUUGGUGUACUUCGUUCAAUUGA
Molecule: messenger RNA, 857 nt
Organism: Melanaphis sacchari
Lineage: Eukaryota; Metazoa; Arthropoda; Insecta; Hemiptera; Aphididae
Exons: 5
Coding region: 102-857 (251 amino acids)
Biological process (GO): positive regulation of transcription by RNA polymerase II; double-strand break repair via homologous recombination; negative regulation of fatty acid biosynthetic process
Cellular component (GO): BRCA1-BARD1 complex; plasma membrane; BRCA1-A complex
Molecular function (GO): ubiquitin-protein transferase activity
Source: RefSeq, a predicted model, not a curated record